AUGGACCCCAGAGACGCCGAAAAAACAGCGUUUUUCACCCCUGACGGUCAUUGGGCAUAUUGCUGUAUGCCUUUUGGGCUUGAGUGUGCUCCAGCAAUUUUUCAACGUAUGAUGGAUUCCGCAUUGAGUGAUGUUAAAGAAAGUAUCGAAGACGACGUUUUUGAAGAAAAUCAACCAGGGCUCUCUUCAGCAUUUCAGGCUCCAGCCGAUCCGGAAUUGGAGAUUGAGCCAGAACCCGAAAUAGAACCAGAAGAAACAGAUGAGGAGGAAGAGGAAGCAGUCCGACUCAUGGACGAUGAAUAUCUGCUAAACGAACUGGAGAAAAGUUCCAGCGAUCGGGGGGAUGAAAACUCUCCUGAAGCGAUAAAUCGACAACAAAUGCGAAAAGAUUUGAGAAAAUCAUUUAUACGUUUCAAUAAAGCCCUAGAAAAACGAGCGAUUAAUGUAUCAGAUGAAGAAGCAGAUCGCACUGUUUGCCCAGACGACUAUUACAAUCCACUGCCUGUGGGCUACUUGUCGGAAGAACAUAACGAAUCUGAAGACUCGGAUGAGUCCGAGGAAAUAGAAGAAGAAGAUGAAGAAUUCCUUUGUCAAAAUGAAGAUAUAGAAAGAGAUGAGAACUCAAGUAAAGCCAGUUGCUCUGAACCAGAAUUCCAAGUAGAAAUACUCCCUGCAACUCGACAGACACCGCGAGCUGACGAGAUUCGAGAGAAAUAUCUUACCGCGGGUAGAAGUCCGUCGACUCCUAUGUGGAAUAACACGGUGCUGAAAGCUGUGCAAGCAAAUUGCAAAGAACUUGACUACGACGAUCAUAAAAAAAGCUUUUACUGGAAGGACGCAGAAAAUUCUGAUGAUAAUACAUCUACAGUCAUCGCGAGGCCAUCCACUUGCCAAACGAACGUUGAAGAUGUUUUUGCAGCUUCAUCCAGUAUGGCACACGCGGAAACGCCCAAACGUAAAGUGACAACCACAAGUAAAAAUCUAGGACAUGAAAAGAUCUUGCUGAACGAGAAUCAGCAGCCCAUGAUUCAAGUGGAAGUACGUGGAGAACAAGAUGACGGAGAUGCUCAGGUGAACGAAUCUGACCUUCUCUACACUACUCAACCGGAAGCUGUUGACAAACAACUGGGGAAUGAGCUGGAGAUGAUUGUUGAUUUACCUCCUUAA
Microplitis demolitor is the source of this 1167-nucleotide messenger RNA. RefSeq lists its product as uncharacterized. Lineage: Eukaryota; Metazoa; Arthropoda; Insecta; Hymenoptera; Braconidae. The transcript has 4 exons. The record is from RefSeq and is a predicted model, not a curated record. Bases 1 to 1167 code for a protein of 388 amino acids.